Coffea eugenioides is the source of this 1080-nucleotide messenger RNA. Its product is annotated as OPA3-like protein. The coding region runs from base 264 to 773 and encodes 169 amino acids. The record is from RefSeq and is a predicted model, not a curated record. Gene Ontology annotation, cellular component: mitochondrion. Gene Ontology annotation, biological process: regulation of lipid metabolic process. The transcript has 4 exons. Lineage: Eukaryota; Viridiplantae; Streptophyta; Magnoliopsida; Gentianales; Rubiaceae.
AAAAAAAAAAAAAAUGAAAAGCCAUUAAUUGAAUAUUCAGUUGAAAGUUCUCCUUCUUUCUUGCUUCCACUGGCCUUCGAUUUGCUGUUCGCGUUUGUCUUCUUCACCAAGAAAUUGAGCUCUAUAUCUUACUUGAUCAACGCCCAUUUUGGUCACGAAUCAAUAGGGUACUAUAUUUAAAUUUUCUGCUUAUAAAUUUUUCACUGUGUCCAAGAAUCCAAGAGGUUGUAUCUGAAAUUGGGUUGUGAUACAAAUUACCAGUAAUGGUAUUGCCCUUGUUGAAGCUAGGGACGCUUGCUGUAAAAACUCUGAGCAAACCUAUUGCUAGUAGACUCAAGGUUCAGGCCGGAAGGCAUCCCAAGUUCCGUGAUUUCAUCGUCGGCAUCGCCCAGGGAAACCAUAGGAUAACAACACAAAUGCAAAGACGCAUAUAUGGUCAUGCAACUGAUGUUGAAAUUCGACCUUUGAAUGAGGAGAAAGCUGUUCAAGCGGCUGUAGACCUUCUGGGGGAAGUUUUUGUCUUCUCGGUUGCUGUAGCUGCUCUGAUAUUUGAGGUGCAAAGAAGUGCUCGGUCAGAAGCUAAGAAGGAGGAGCUUCGUAGGCAGGAAAUGGAGGAACUGAGGCAACGAGACGAUGAGUUGGCAAGAGAGGUAGAGCUUCUAAAGAGUAAGUUGCAGGAGCUUGACCAGCUAGCCCAGAAACGUGGACUUUCUGGUGUUUUUGGCUUUAGACAUGCUCAUGGAGAGGAAAGCAAGUCGGCGGCAACAAAUUGAUUUCUUCAUGUUAAUCUGAUAUUGAAUAAUGCAUUUAUUUCUGAUUCAUAAGGAUAAUUGGGCCUGCUCAAUUUAGAUUUUUGACCUUCAUUGGCUCCCGAGCAUACAGUUUUGCUGAUUACUUGUUUCAUUUGUAAAUACACUCGCUGAAACAGAGGACUGAUCUGUAUUGAGUAUUAACAAGAAGGGAAAGGAAUUCAUCAUUGCAGCUGAUAAGGAUCUGCAGCAGUGAUGAAGAGAUAUUGUCAGGCAGUCAGGAAAGGAGAAGAGAGACCCUAAUUAUAAAAUUUCUGAACUUGGCUCCAAA